This is a messenger RNA of Cottoperca gobio, 2803 nucleotides long. RefSeq names its product ATPase H+ transporting V0 subunit e2 (gene atp6v0e2). Gene Ontology annotation, cellular component: proton-transporting V-type ATPase, V0 domain. Gene Ontology annotation, biological process: proton transmembrane transport. The coding region runs from base 124 to 369 and encodes 81 amino acids. The record is from RefSeq and is a predicted model, not a curated record. Lineage: Eukaryota; Metazoa; Chordata; Actinopteri; Perciformes; Bovichtidae. The transcript has 4 exons. Gene Ontology annotation, molecular function: proton-transporting ATPase activity, rotational mechanism.
GCUUAACUGGGCGGAAACAUUACGGAAGCGACUGGCUGGGUCAGCAGCCAUUGAUGCGCUUUAUUUCCAAGAGGACAAACCAGAUUAAUUCUUCUAUAUUCGCUGUUUCCUGUGACUGGAGCCAUGGUUUCUCACUCUCUCGCCCUGCCGAUGAUCUGCUUCACCACGUUAUGGGGGCUGGUGGGCGUCGUGGCUCCGUUUCUAGUCCCCAAAGGACCCAACCGGGGCGUGAUUGUCACCAGUCUCAUCCUCACAGCCGUCUGCUGCUACUUGUUCUGGUUGGUCGCCAUCCUGGCUCAAACCAACCCUCUGUUCGGCCCUCAGCUGAAGAAUGAAACCAUCUGGUAUCUGCGCUACUUCUGGGAGUAAAGGAGGAUUGUGUGACGGGACGUCUCAUCACUCCUGUCCUGUGGUUGGCUGGACUUUAUUUCAACACACACACACACACACACACACACACACACACACACACACACACACACAGACACACACACACAGUUUUAUUUACAGCCUUUGGAAAUAUUUACAACUAUGUACAGUACCUGGAAUUAAGAUUUAGUGUAUUAAUACGAUGCACGCAGUUUGAAGUUGUGAUUUAGUGAAUGGCAGGUUUUGUGAACAAAUGUAAAAUGAGGAAAGCAUUAAGUGUUGUUAUUUUGUUAAGAAUGAUUUCCAGUGAAACUCCGUCUGUUAGGACUCGAUGUUAAUACUCUCUGAAAUGUGCAAUCUUUAGUUUACUUUGUGUUUGUUUACAUUUCUUUUUUUUAGUCGCUGCCAUCAGGGAACAUGAACUUCUAAGUAUGUGUAUUUAUUUGGCCGGCGGACACUAGUGUAAGCGCGUUGUGAUUACCUCAGUGUCCACACGGUCUUGUUAUAUAACUGUUAUUAUCUGUGAUGUAAUGGUGUGUGUGUGUGUGUGUGUGUGUGUGUGUGUGUGUGUGUGUGUGUGUGUGUGUGUGUGUGUGUGAAGAAUUCAUUACUGUGAGUGCUUGGAACGCCGCCAUGAGAAUCUCCCAAAACCAUAAAAGUGAAGAGCGAUUCCCUCCACUUUAGAGCACUUCAGCAUGAAGCCCCCUCCCACACUCCUCCUGCUCCACACCGCGGAGGUCCUAGUUGCCAUGGUGAUCUCAUCGCCCAAUUCAGUCUCUUUCCACUCGACCCCUUUUGAUGAAAUCCUGCCCGUUCUCGCCUGCUUCUGUGCAGAUGUACUGUAGGGCCAUGUUUUGGGAUUGUAGCUGCAGAUAGAUUUGGUGAUAAUAUCACACCAUCUUUAUGAACACGUGAACAACCUUUAUUUAAAUCCUCCUGAAAGUUGGAAAUGCUCUGAUGGUCGAAUCCGGGUUUGUUUUCAAGCAGCAGUUGAUGUGAAUGAGCGGCGGGUUGAAGGAACACGCUCGUACACUUGCUCCACGGGCCCGCGGAUGCACACUCAUGCAUAUUUUUACACUCUUUUUGGCUUUGUGCGCCACUGAGCAAGUCCUGCCUCCAGUUCUCUUCAUACGUCCAUGCGACACUAUACCAAGUCACAUGAUCACCCACUGAUGUCCAAUCACGCGCUCGCGUUUCUUGCCUCAUAUAGGAGCCUGAACUUUCCCAGAUCCAAACAGUUAACUGAUGAUUUCAAGUUCACAAAUGUAACUCUGUCGUGAUGCAGCGGAAGGCGGCGUCUGUGGUUCUUGGGUACACGUGUACAUAACUUGGCUUUAAAAAGGUUACCUCUUUUAUCAUUUCUAACAUUUGCUAUGAAUAAGAAGCUGGCACACCUGCCUCCUCCUGAUUGCUCCAAGAGUCUGGGCCGCGAGCCACGACCACAACUACGUCUCCCCCUUCCACUCCCCUUUUCUAACCCUGAGAACCACUACCUCCCUGAACACUGUCCAUCCCCGUCCUCCUCGAAAACCACUUUGCUUCAGCCAAAAAGAAUCAAAAUCAAUAUACAGCUACUUUUUAGAAAGACCAAAUUGCGUUGUAUCUUUUCCUCCAGCCCUCUUUGGUAGUUGUGGUGGUGGCACGCAGCUAAAAGUGGAUAUACAGCCGUGUACUGUACAGUCAGCUACACACACACCAGGAAGCUGAGGCGUUCUGCCAGAAUGCUGGUGUUUAGUUUGCAAUUUCAAGUGAACCAGAGCUUGUAAACAAAAGCGGACUCACAAGUAGCUCAGUCGUUGGACAGAGUUUUGGUAACCUGCCAAGUUGGAGAUGUUGUCAGAGAGUCGACACAAAUGUGACACCAGCUCCUGUAACUGUAGUGGUGUGUUGAGGUCUCCGGUUCAUACGGUCGAGAGCACGUGAAGAAAAAGCAGAAUAUGAGUCCAGACUCUCCUGUUGAGUUUACCAACCAUCAGCUGUCAGAUGUGCCCAGAAGCCCUUGUGUUUUGGGUUUGUUACAUUCCCAAUCCCACUCAUAGCGCAGCGUGAUAGUUAGCUGCGAAAGGACAGAGUCGCAUUCUCAGUGUCAGCGAAUCAUCGACAACAAAGAACGUUGUUCUCCCCCGGACAACAAAGUGAGCCGAAGACGUGAACACGGCACCCCCCCACGUCACGCUGGGUGUGAACUGACCUCACACAGGAUUUUCUUUUGUUGGCUUCUUAUCUGUUAAAUAUUGCUGGCAACAUAGAUGGAGCUAGGAUGUGUGUGUGUGUGUGUGUGUGUGUGUGUGUGUGUGUGUGUGUGUGUGUGUGUGUGUGUGUGUGUGUGAGUAACAUGAGCUUCUGUAUGUGACCUUGUAUUAGUGUGAAGUAAAUGCUUCUAUGUGAGUGGACUUGUAUGUGAAAACACCCAAUUAAAAAAUGUCUCAUACGA